UGUUCGUACGAACUUACCCGAAAAUUCAGAAAUUAACAUUAAAACGAAAGUAGGAAAAUAUAGAUUUUUAGUAAUUUUGAUCAUGAAGAGGAAAAAUAAAUUAAUUGAUGAUACUUUAUUACAUUAGAACAAAAUGACUAGAGUGUAUUUGUACUAACUGGACUAUGUGCUUUGCAUAAACUUCUUCAAGGCUAUACAAGCAGUUGCAGUUUUUCCGCAAAAUGGCUGACGAUAAGUUAGACACGACUUGGGUCGGCCUCCCAUCGCUGGAAGUGGAUGCAGGGCCACCGACGACUUGCCACGGUUUGACCCUAAUGCCGGAAGUUGCGCCCGCGCUUAACAGCAACGGCGCGCAAAAGGGCCGAGCAUCGGGUGGUAUUGACGCUUCUAUGGAAACCGUGGAACAUGAUAAAUAUAAUUCAGGUGGACAAAUUGACGAAGGUUCUGAACACGCGGACACUUUACAAAAAAGAGAAAUUGAGAAUAAAGAAUUGGAAGAACUAUUUGUGAAACUGAAUAUAAAUGAAAACACAGGUAGUGAAUUUUUAACUUCCUCUUUUGAUUUCAAAGUGGAUAAUGAUGGGGACACCUUGCUACACACUGCGAUCGUUAUCAAUCGCUGCAUAGACGAAAUACGUUCUCUGUUGUUUAGAUAUAUGAAUGUUUUAUCGUAUACCUGUUUCAUGCAACUAAUUAACUAUCAAAACAGGUUCAGAUUUCAGACGCCGCUGCAUCUCGCAGCCUUGUUAAAUCGCCCGGAUGUAGUUGACAUGUUGGUUGACUUAGGAGCUCAGACAAACUUUAGGGACAGUAACAUGAGGACGCCGCUGCACAUUGCGUGUGCAUGUAUGGACUCCAAUCUUCUUGAAGCAUUUUUCAAACCGGCAUUGAAAAUACCUCCUGGGUCCCUUGAUCUCCAAAAUGACGAGGGUCUUACCUGUCUCCACGUGACCGUUGCCUAUAGCAACGAGGCAACGGCCGCAAUUUUGCUCCAACACGGUGCGGACAUCAACGCACGUGACGGACACAGCGGGCGGACGGCGCUUCACUUUGCUGCCGAGACCGGAAAUGUGGGCUUUGUUCGCUUUCUAAUGACCUACUUACCGGGAUCGGAGUGCCGGGGGCUUCUUAACCCAAAUGUGCGAACAUUAGAUGGCUUAACUGCUCUAGAACUAGCUUACGUGCGUGGUUGGGCGGAAGUUGUGCAGCUACUUGAGCCGGUCAGUGAGCCUGUCCGCCUAAAAGAGGAAGUCAUGAACUACAGUGAUAAUGAAAAAGAGGACAAUUUGUGUCACGCCUAAUGCAUUAGCGGAU
This is a messenger RNA of Mya arenaria, 1314 nucleotides long. Its product is annotated as NF-kappa-B inhibitor epsilon-like. Lineage: Eukaryota; Metazoa; Mollusca; Bivalvia; Myida; Myidae. The record is from RefSeq and is a predicted model, not a curated record. The transcript has a single exon. Gene Ontology annotation, molecular function: protein binding. Bases 222 to 1301 code for a protein of 359 amino acids.